CCCUCUUUUUUGGUUUUUGUGUGUAAAUCUAGAGUGUGGUAUAUUUCAAGUUCUGUGGUUCACAAAAUGAUUGCUGCAGAAAGUGUUGUGACAAAGCAUAAGUUGAAGAUUAAGUUCCCCAUUCUGAGGACUCCUGUGCCACAAUCAUUAGAGUAUGGACAACAACAGAACAGCUCUUUUGAUCGAAAAAGGAAGGCUUGUGUUGGGGAUUCGAAAGAGACUCAUGGUGCUUCUAAGCGUCGUCUGGAAGGGGUGAUAAUGGGUGGUCCACAAGAGAAGAGGAGAAAGAUGGACCGCAGCAUGACUCAACAGUGUACAACCCUACUGAAUGCUUUGAUCAAGCAUCCAGCUGGCUGGGUUUUCAGUCAACCAGUGGAUCCUAUAGCAUUAAGGAUUCCUGAUUACUUUUCAAUAAUAAAGAUCCCAAUGGAUUUGGGUACAAUUAAGUCCAAACUGGCGAAGAAAGCUUAUAUCAGCAUUGAAGAGUUUGUGGCUGAUAUUAAACUGACAUUUUCUAAUGCCAUGCUGUAUAAUCCCCCAUCUAAUAAUGUCCAUAAAAUGGCAGAAGAAAUUGAUGAGUUUUUUGAGGUAAGAUGGAAAGCUUUGGAGGAAAAGUGGAAUGCGCAUGAGAAAAUUUCAAGUGUGCGACUGAAAGAUGUUGGUGAAUCAAGGCAGGAGUGUCCUAAAAUACAGUUAUCCCGAAAGAGCUCUUUGCCGAAGAAGUCAAAGCCAUAUGAGGAGAGGGCUGUGAAUAUGACUUUGAAUGUAAAAGCAGUAGAAGUUCAACUUCCUAAACUGGCACAGAAGAGUGUCAGCAAUUUGUCAGGAAAAAACUUGCAAAAAGGCACCAGUACUGCUAAUGCUAGUGGCGGGUGUACUAAUGGGUCUAUCAUUGCCAAGCCACCAUUGUGCUCCAGUGCCUGCCAAUGCUGUUCAUGUGGCAGCAUAAAGUGUCAAUGUAGCAUUCCAUCUGAUUCACACCGUGCAUCUUCGAAUGAUGGGACUUCAGAAAGAUUGUUGGGUGGAGAUCCUAGAGUGUGUACUGCUGAUGCCUCUAAACUGGACUGCCAAGCAAAAAGCACAUCAGCAUCACAAAUGAGCAACUCUGAUCCAGAUUCUGAUGGAGCUGUAAGUGCUAUUGAUGAAGGGAAUGUUCGUCUUAGCUCUCAUCUUACAACUCAUAUAGCAGAUGCCAGCUCUGGUGAAGUAUUGUCAACUCCUAAUUUUGGCGCACAAAUGUCACCGAAGAAGGCGCUCCGUGCUGCAAUGAUAAAAAGUCGAUUUGCAGACACAAUUUUGAAAGCGCAGCAGAGGACACUACUUGAUCAUGGUGAUAAAGCUAACCCAGUGGAGUUGCAGCAAGAAAAGGAAAAAUUGGAAAGAAGGCAGCGUGAAGAAAAAGCAAAGAUUGAAGCGCAAAUCAGAGCUGCUGAAGCUGCUGCCAAAAUGAAGGUAGAUGCUGAGUUGAAAAGGCAACGGGAACUAGAAAGAGAAGCAGCUCGACUUGCACUGCAGAAGAUGGAGAAAACAGCUGAGAUUGAACAGAACCUGGAGAUUCUGAAAGAACUGGAGAUGCUGAUUGGAUGUUGUCUCUCUAGUUAUCAAUUUCAUGGUCGUAAAACUGGACCGUGUGAUAGAGAGGUCGGAGUAGCGUAUGGGGUGGUAACCGGUGAGAAUCCCCUGCAUAAGCUCGGUUUGUUCUUUAAAGACGAGUUUUUGGAUGAGGAUGAAGCCAUUCUGAAUGAAGAGUUUGGUGAAGAGGGAGAGAUACUGUCAUGAAAGAAUGGUUGGUAGUAUUAUAUGUUCGCAGUCCUGUGUUCUGGAUGGAUGCUUGCUUAGUGAGAGUCGGUUAAAUUUUAACAAAAACGAGAGGGUAUUAAUCAAUUGUAAAUGGAGCGAGUAUUUUUGUAGGGAAGUGGUUAUCUGAGUA
This is a messenger RNA of Hibiscus syriacus, 1930 nucleotides long. Its product is annotated as transcription factor GTE12-like. The transcript has 11 exons. Gene Ontology annotation, molecular function: protein binding. The record is from RefSeq and is a predicted model, not a curated record. Lineage: Eukaryota; Viridiplantae; Streptophyta; Magnoliopsida; Malvales; Malvaceae. The coding region runs from base 67 to 1779 and encodes 570 amino acids.